GUCAGAGAGAGAGAAAGAGGGAGUGCAAUAGAAAGAGAGCUGCUCAGCUAGAGAGAGAGAGAGAGAGCGAUCGCUGUUCUGCGCAGUUGUCACACCGAGCAGAGGGCUGCGUUGUGGAUGUAAACUUUAUCGUGGGUGGGAUCAGUGGCUUGCAGCAGCUGCUGUGCAGUGCAGCGUGCAGCAGCAGGAUUACCAUGUGUGUCAACUGAAGACAGAACACCAGGAUGCAGCACCUCAGGCAGGGGAGAAGCUGGCCGUGGCUCGCCUGCAGAGGGAAGUCGCACGAAGCAAAAGCGAAGGAACAAUGCGACAAAAGCUGAUUCACGUACUAGAGGAAGAGCGACGCUUGCGAUUGGACAGCGAGAAGCGGCUUCGGGAGGUGACGGACGAGUCGGAGCUGGGCCGAGUGCAGAUGGUUUCGCUACAGCAGCACUUCUCCAGGAUGGAAGAGACGGUGCGGACGCUGCUGCAGAACCAGGGGGUGCUGGAGCAGACAGCCGUGGACACUGUGGACAUCAUGAAGGCCUACAAGGAUAAACUCUCGGAGGAGGUGCAGAAGACGCGUGACAGCCUGGAGCAGAACGGCGGCGGUAGCGGCCCACUGCCGUCUUCUGGAGACCCUUCGCUGGCCGACAUCGGCAGCAUCAGCGGAGCGGAGGAGUUUCAGGACCAAACAAAGCUCCUUCUGGAGCGUCUGCGCACCCUAGAGGAGGAAAACUCAGCCUUGGCCAUGGAGAAUGAGAGCCAGAGGGAGCAGUAUGAGCAUUGUCUGGAUGAGGUUGCCAAUCAAGUUGUGCAGGCACUGCUCACCCAAAAGGAUCUGAGGGAGGAGUGUCUGAAGUUGCGGACCAGAGUGUUUGACCUGGAGCAACAAAACCGGACCAUGAGUGUCCUCUUCCAGCAGCGAGUCCGACCCGCAUCAGACCUGCUCCUGCAGAAACUCCACUCUCGGAUCAUGGAUUUGUCUGCCGCUGAUCUCCUCCUGGAGCCUGAGAGAAGCAAAAGCUUCCUGCUAUCCAGGAACACUGACUCUCCACCUCAUGAUGUCCAACUGAACGGAAAGGCGGGACUUCCUGUGGCCAAGUGUCUGAGCCAGCUGAGUCUGACGGUGCAAGCGCCAGUCUACCCACGCAGCAGCUGUAGCAGCAGCGAGCUGUCCCUGUCUAGUGCCUGCAGCGAAUACUCCAGUGGCUCCUACACCUGGAACGACGGACGCUCCUGUGGGAAAAUAUCAUCUCUGACGUGGGAGAAGAGGUUGAGUCUGGGUUCCUCAGCCCCCGGAAACAUCUGCGCCCCCCUGGAGGAGCAGCUCCCAACAAGGAGGAAGGAGAGCCACAUCCUAGAAGGCCUGCGGAAGCUACAGAGGAGAAAACCCAAAGGCUCCUCAUCCUGGGUCUCCAAGUCGGGCGACAAGGACUGCAUGAACUCUAAUGAGGGUAUCUACUCUCUGGGGAUUAAGAGUGGGAGCAAGGGAAUCUCCAAGCCCACUUAUGUGGGAAGGACCACUGUCUCAGGGGUGGGGUGCAAAAGGUUUGUGUACGACUCUGACGAUGCGGAUGACGAGUCACUACAUUCGGCGUACUGCAGACGAGACAGCGUCCCCAGUAAGGACGGAGGCUGGAUGUACUUCAGGAAGCUGUCGCACAGCGUCUCGGACAGUCUGUGUAGCUGGGACGGGCUGCAGGACAGUGGCAUAGUAGGGGAUAGUAACUGCAGCAUGGGUACGAAGCACCCGUCCGGCUAUAACUCCAAGGAGCGGCCGGAAAAACUCAAGAGCUUCAUCAACAGUUUCCCCUCCCUGUUGCACUUUGACGUCAGCCCCACAGAGGCUGAAUGCCCCCUCCACCUCUCAGACACCGAUCCUGAGGAUCUGCACUCUGAGGUCAGUGACCACCGGCUGCCUGUUAGCCGGACAGCUGAGCAACUACAGAAGGACAUCAAGAGGCUCUCGAGGGAUGCUGACAAGCUGCUUCCCGUACAUUGCUUGAGGAGGGAACCUGGCCGAACCCAGUCUGCUGACGGAAGACCCAGGCCCUUCUGCCUAAUCAAGGAACACAAGGGGGCCAAAACCCAGUCUGAGGAGAGUAUCAUGUCUAUAUUCGAUGCAGACGGACAGCCCAUUGAACUCAGUGCUCAGCAGUCCUCCGUUGGUGCUGGGGCUCGGAAAGAGAUUCCUGGGAGGAAGGGGAAUGGGGUUGCUGAGUAUGCAGCACUGUCGCCUCAUGAUAGGCCCAUUCGUCAUAAAGUAGGCAACAAUGGAAGGAACUACACUGUACUAGAAUCUCCUGAAAAGUGUCAUAGUAAGGCUAGCAGCAGAGAAAGCAGCAAUAGCAGGGAGGGAAGCCCAGAGAGGCUGCAAACGCACGUCAUUCCACUGCGGAAAUUGAUAAAGCCGCCUUCCAAUCGAUCCAACAAAGGCCAGUCUGUCCCUCCCAUGAACAAUGCUUCCCCCAGCCUCAAGGCCAUCAGCUCAAAGAUCCCCAGCAGCCAGGGGAAAGGAUCUCCAAUGAAGGUUUCUAAGGGCUCCACCACGGAAACCAGCAACAGUGGACCAACCUCAGGUUUCACAGCUCAGGAGUCAAAGUCCCCUUCUUCUCCUCCGGUCAAGAUGUCCAGGUUCAUCAAAGCUCCAGGCUGCACUACAAGCCCCAAGGCAGUGAGCAACAAGCUUCCAGGCAGGAAUGACUGGACAAAGGGCUCCUCAUCUAGUGUUCCAACCGGCUCCCCACACUUCCCAAGAAGGCAUUUGGAACACAUGGACUACAGGGAACAGCCUACCAGAGACAGACACUGUGAAGCCAGCAGCAAAACUGAACUCAGGUCCCCGUCUCCUCCCCUGCCCCCUGGCCGCACCACCUCCUUACUUAUCAGACCAAACUACGAUGGGUCACCUCAAGCACUUAAACCAGGGGCUCAACCAUCCACGCCUACAACUGUGAGGGGGCCACCCCCGAGUUACCACCCCCCGCCUGUACCAAAUAUGCAACAUUCAUUACCACCACCACCCUACAAGGGCCAAGAUACCAUAGACCUGGACGCAGGCUACGGUACCGCAAUCGCACCUCAGAAACUGUUGGACAAAUCGAGCCAGCAGCACCCUGCUUCAAAUGAGACCCCCUCUAAAGGCACUUCGAAACGGGUCCCCACAAAACUCUACCUCCCCUCCUCAGCCUCAGGGCAUGUGCCUGAUCACCCUGUAAAUGCACCUAAAAGCUCAAAGAAUGUCCCUCCUCCCUCAUACAACUCUCAACGUGGCUCUUCGCUUCAAAGCACAUUUACUAGUAAGAAAGGUACCAAUGACAAUAGGCAUCCUAUGUUGUAUAAGACCUCUAGUAGUUUUCCUGUAACUCUGCAGGGCCACCCUCAGUCUCCAACAGAACCUCACGGUAGUAUGACUCCUCAAGCUGUAGCGAACCCACCUGUCUCUGGAACUAGCACUCAAAAUUCCACGGAAAAAGCGUCAAAGACACGCAUUCCUAUGGGCUUCAAAGCUUUUGUGAAAUCGCCCCCCUCACUGCAGAAAGGCUCCACCACGAUACCAGGAAAGCAAGAGAAGGAACACAUCAACUCGGUCUCCAAAGAGACUGUGACUUCAAAUGCUUUCGCCCCAUGUGACAGUUUUCAGGCAGUGUAUUUUGAUUCGUUAGCCAUGACUUCCAUCAUGGAGACUAAGGGUGAGGUCCAGUGCAUCCUUCAGGAAGAGGAGGGACACACCUCUGAGUUGGCAGAGCAGGGGGAGGUUGGUGACAAGUCGGACUGCGACAGUAGACUGUUCAAGAGGUCCAUAUCUGUCACGACCAAACCUCACCUAAAGCCCGCCCCUGGGGAUGAACGGGCGAAAGCGCGCAGCCAGAGUUUCAGCACCCACUACAUGGAAAAACCCAACAUCAACGUGUUGGACGGACAUGUGAAGAUUCGAACCCAGAUCAUCACCAACUCUGGAGAGAGGGGGAACUCAUUAACAAGGCAGAGCUCAUUUGUUGAGGGCCUACAGAUGAAACCCAGUAGCGGAUCUGGGGAAAGUCCGGUCCGUUCUAGCCACAGGUUGAGCCACUACGGAGGUAUGACAGGCUCUAACAGCCACCAGGGCCUUCCGGAGAGAGCCUCCAAAUCGGGCUCCACCGGUGAUGGGCCACGGAACACUGCAAAGGGGGAGAGCAUCACGGCUCCACCUCAGAAAGAAGUGCGUAGCUUACCCCUUGCCGACCGGAUCGGCUUGAAGAACUCCCGAAAUCCCAAGAAGGUCGCAUCUCAUCCUCAGUUUGAGUCGCCGGCCUCUCCUGUCUAUAGCCCAGAGGCCACAACAAAGGGUGGGAAAGUGCUCAGCCCCGGCAAACUAGACCUCCCGAAGAGCGUCAAAGUCCAGGCAGGCUGUUCCCAAGGGGCGCUCGAUGAGGGAGAGCAACCAGUGAGCCCCACAGUCUGCACCAUCGAGGAGAAGGUCAUGAUGGGGAUCGAGGAGAAUAUCCAGAAAGGUCAGGGUCAAGAGAAGGUAACAGCAUCGGAGACCAAGCAGAAGACCGGCCCUUCUCUGGCCAACUGGUUCGGCCUACGUAAAAGCAAGCUGCCAGCCUUGAAUGGGAAGAAAUCAGACGCCACCUCCCCGAAAGAGAAAGAUGAGAAAAAAGAUCUGAAGAUCGGAUCCGUGCUGGGAGGCAAACAGAUGAAAUCGGACAAAAAGAAGGACAAGAAGAAAAAUGACAGCCAGUUCGAAAAGAGUCCAGAGCUGACGUUGUCGGAGAACAAGCUGAGCUCGAUCAUGGAUCAUUGCAAUAUUCAGAUGGGACAAAUAGCCAAUCAGAUCCAGUGUUCUACAACCUACACCGGGAAAGACCAGUUCAUUAAAGAGCUUCUUGGCAGGAGUGUAAGGAAGGGCGACUCCAUCGCUGAAUCUCUCCCUGGCAUCUCCAUCCCCAAGAGAAACAGCGAUAUGAGGGGAGAUAUGGAGAUCUGCUCCGAUACAGCUACCAUCAUUGUGACACAGAAGAUCAGCCUGCAAGGAGAGAAUGAGGAGGACCCCACCCCCGAGACAUCAUGUCAGGAUCAUAUGAUAGGCUCCAGCUGCCAGAUGAGAACCCUGGACAGCGGGAUUGGCACCUUCCCCCUCCCCGACUCCAUCACCCGGGUCAACGGGCGCCACAUUCCCAGAUCCGAGUCCAGCCCAGACCAGAUGAUGGCGAGCAUUCCCAGUCCCACUGAUCCUGACCAGGAUCCUGACCUGCUCUCGGCCUCUGCUGCUCAUUCCCCAUUCCAUGUGAAAGUGCCUUCCCUGUCUGAGACCCACCCGCAUGCACCACCCACCAGUGCCCUGGGCCACUCCCUGUCUGACCCUACAGUUACUGGACGAGGUUGUGGACAGGACGCCCUGAGCCGCCUCCCCAGACCAUCCACCUCAGAUGUGAUCAGAAGGAAGCGACUGAGUCAGAUACAGUUGCGCAGCACCAGCCACACAGUCACUACAGAGGCCCACGAGGAAAAAGUGGAGAAGAAGAGGAACACCAAGGACCUAAACUCACCCAGUGACAGAGUCCUGAGAGUGUGCACAUACUCUGGCAGCAGCAGUGACACAGAGACAGAGUCUGAAGGGAACACGCUAGGCUCCACCCAAAGCACUCUUACCAACAGAGCAAAGACAAGCAACCAAGUUGUCUACGAAGAGGAGACGAUGAAGAGGAGCAGUGUGGGAAAGUUCCCGUCAAUCAUGGACUACUAUCAACAUGACAUGUUCUCUCACAUAGAGAAGGACGACCACAGGAGGAGUUUCUCCCAAUACAACUUGUUGCACAACCAAUCAUCGCUAGAGGGAAAAGCACGAGACAGACUAAGCAAAGGGAAUCAAGUGGACAUGACGACAGGCGGCUGCGGCGGAGUGGUCCAGGCCGGCUCUAGAGACGUGUCCUUGGAGUCCCUGAACAAGCUGAACAGCAGUGGGCUGGGGCUGUACCCGGAGACAGAGCAAAGGCCAAGUAGCGGUGACUGCUCCUGUUCCGCAGGGGAGAGAGAGGAGGACUGCUGCAGCAGGGCUGACAACGAGCCCUCGUCGUCCAGCUACGGCUCCAACAAGCCCGGGGCGGAGCGUGUGGGUUCUCUCAGUGAUUCGCUUUACGACAGCUUCUCCUCGUGCACCAGUCAAGGCUCCAACAAUGUGUAGAGUAAGAAAGUGGAGGCCGGGGACGAUUCUGUGGAGUCCUCUGCUACUCCCACCAACCGAAGCACUUAGGUCAUAAGGAAGGAAGUGAUGUCAUAGGUGAUGUCAUAAGAUAAGGACGUGAACCCAGACUGUACAGUAUGCAUGACCUCUGACCUGGACAAUUAAACUAUAGGCUACAACAGUACCACCGUUCAAGGUGUGGAAAGCAAUAUUAGAAAUAGUCUUCUUGCAUUAUAUAUUUUUUCCCGAAGGGGGAAUGUUUUUUAUCAUUGCACUGUAACAAAUACUGUACAAAGUUUUUAAGGAAUUUAAAAAGUGAAAUUCAACUUGAAGACAAAACUAGAGUAAAUACCACCAAAACAAACCAAUCAGAAAUAUCAUCAGGAGCAACUGAUGAUGCCUAGUAGUGUGAAGCAAUACCUUAGGAAUCAUCAAAUGUGAAAAAAAACAAUUAUGGUUGUUGGAUGUGGAUGUGGAUAGACGGUUUUCUCACUGAUCAUUAUUUCUCAAGUUUGAAUUGGAGCAAUGUUUUACUGCCACAGUGUUGUAUGCCAUAAUGGCAGGUCUACACACCACAACUCCCAUCAUGCAAUACACUGCAACCCAUACCAUACAAUCACAGCCCCUAAAGCCAUUGGCUCAAACGUGUACGAUUUCCAGACUGCUGUGGUAUCUUGAAAGUUGCAUGGUGAACGAAAAUGUGACACACACACAUUAGAACAAAUACAAGAACAAAUAUUGUAUUUUA
Coregonus clupeaformis (lake whitefish) is the source of this 6899-nucleotide messenger RNA. Its product is annotated as nck-associated protein 5-like. Gene Ontology annotation, biological process: microtubule bundle formation; microtubule depolymerization. The record is from RefSeq and is a predicted model, not a curated record. Gene Ontology annotation, cellular component: microtubule plus-end. NCBI's taxonomy places the organism in Eukaryota, Metazoa, Chordata, Actinopteri, Salmoniformes, Salmonidae.